Messenger RNA from Letharia columbiana, 2523 nucleotides. RefSeq lists its product as uncharacterized. The transcript is spliced from 4 exons. NCBI's taxonomy places the organism in Eukaryota, Fungi, Ascomycota, Lecanoromycetes, Lecanorales, Parmeliaceae. Gene Ontology annotation, cellular component: cytosol; nucleus. The coding region runs from base 1 to 2523 and encodes 840 amino acids. Gene Ontology annotation, biological process: regulation of DNA-templated transcription; peptidyl-arginine N-methylation. The record is from RefSeq and is a predicted model, not a curated record.
AUGGAUUCACCAGCAGAAGAUUGGACCCCCACCUUUUGGAUUGGACACCAUGACAGCAAACGCGUACGAGUCACUCCAGAAUUCCUGGAGCAAGCCCAUGCUUGUAAUUAUGACAUGCUUACUAGCCCUAUCACAACUCCAAGUUUUCACACGCGAGUGCUUACCCUCGUAUCCACUCACAUCGCGGAGCUGGAGAAGAACCCAGGCACGGACUUGUCGGUACCGACUAUACCUUCUCUGUCGCCAGUUGACACACCGUUGGCUCCGGGCGCGACCGUAUCCCAUCUACUCGCCGUGGUGAGCCCUUGGAUCGAUCUUUGUUCGCCAGAUCCGGUGAUAUACUGCCUAUCUCGUCAAGUCCUGGAAUUAGAAGUGGCAUACGCAGCAUUUUGUGGAAUAGGAAACAUAAUACUACCCAGUCCAAAGUUGCAUCACAGCAAGCUCCAUGGCGAAGGCGUGACACAAUACGCCUACGCCGUCCAGGAAGCUUUGAAGAUCGCACAAUACAUACAACUCUCUAUAAUGCUACCCAUGAUGGACGAUCCUGAGCAAGACAGCGACGAAGUCGAGGGAAGUUUGGCCAAGGAAGCAAGAGCAAAAUAUAUGGGACUCUCAGAAGGGCACAGCAGCAGAGGCUCCAUGGAAUCUACGAGAGGAGCAGUGAGAGAAUCGGAUCAGAAUGAUGAUGGAGCAAACGUGAGGCGUAAGAGGUCUACGAGGUUUGACUUCUUCGGCACAUGGGAUGCAUGGAACGUCAUAAGGACGCUAUGUACAUACAAUGCUAGGCUUUUCGUAGCUCUCUCGGUGCCCUCGCAUCUCCCACCUCUCAGCGUCCGCUCUCGGUGGCACUCAGAGCCCUUGCGCCUCAUUUGUUUCAGUGAGAAGACUUUCUUUCAGAAUGCCACAGGCCAUCCCGCCUUCACUCACAGCCAUCAAGAACUACUGACCCAGUACAUGCGCAUCCGCAAUGCUCCGUGGAUCCUCCUCGUGGACGUUGGUUCCAUACCUGCACCCGAAAGGCCCGAACCCAGCACAACUGUGGCCAAUGGCUGGCAACCGUCUAGCGAAGCAGCUGGGCCCUUCGCAUCCGCACCCACGCCUGCCGAAGCAAGCCAGAUCUGGCGACAAGACAGCAGGAAGUCCGAGAAUGUCGGACCAACGCCUCAUCUCAAUUACCUCCGCUAUCUCCAGCGCAAGCAGCCUCCCAAGACGUUGCUCCAGCGCUUCGGUGCCGGCUAUCAAGACUAUCUACAAUCACCUCUGCAGCCAUUAACCGACAAUUUGGAAAGCAUCACAUACGAAGUUUUUGAGAAAGACCCUGUCAAGUAUGACUUGUACUAUCAAGCCAUCGCUCAGGCUCUGAUUGACUGGCGCGAGCAAGGCAAGCCUGCUUCAGGGCCGGAGGGCCGAGUCGUUGUGGCUGUUGUGGGUGCUGGACGGGGUCCACUGGUCACGAAAGCACUGCUAGCUAGCGAGAGCGAGGGUGUGCCGAUCGACAUGUGGGCCGUGGAGAAGAAUCCAAACGCUUUCGUGCUGUUGCAACGACAUAAUGAAGAAAGAUGGAGCAAUUGCGUCAAUCUUGUCAAGUCGGAUAUGCGAUCUUGGAAAGGACCGCUACGAGAAACUGCAACCCAACCUUCUGGCUAUACAGGACAGUGGCCGCCACCUCGCGAUGAAAACGGUAGCAUAGUCAUUAGCCAGAACCAAUUCUCUGCCGUAGCCUCCACCACUGACCGAACAGUAAGCCACGGCCCCAUCGACAUCCUCAUCUCCGAACUCUUGGGCUCCUUCGCCGACAACGAGCUCUCACCGGAAUGCCUCGACGGCAUCCUCCCUCUGCUAAACCCCACUCACGGAAUCUCAAUCCCCGCCUCCUACACAGCCUAUCUAACCCCCAUUGCGGCUCCUAAACUCCACGCCGAUAUCCUAGCCCGUACAAUGACUGACAAAGAAGCGCCAAACACACCUUACGUGGUGAUGUUACACGCAAUCGACUAUCUCUCCACGACCUCGCGUCCCAGUACGACUUCAUCUGCUACGGAUAGCUCCGCAAUACCGACUCCUGUGCCCAACGUCCUCCCCGUCUGGUCAUUUAGCCACGGUCCUAUGGAAACGCUUCCUGCGUCUUCCGAAAAUACCCACAACACCCGGCAGGCUCGUCUCAGUUUCAAUCUGCGAGAUCGGGCUGUGUGUCACGGGCUUGCGGGAUACUUUGAAGCGACGCUGUAUCCGGGGGUUGAGCUAAGUACAAAUCCGCUCAACAUGGAUGAGAAGAGCCCGGAGAUGAUGAGUUGGUUCCCGAUCUUCUUCCCACUGAAAACACCGCUCUACACCCCCGAUGGCUCCACCCUUACUGUCUCCAUCUUCCGCGCUACGGACAACAGGAAGGUGUGGUACGAAUGGAUGGUUGAAGCUUGGUCGAGCCUGGUGGGUGGCAGCGUUGGUGGUGGCAGCGAGAGGAGGAAGAUUAGACUAGGGGUCAGUGAGGUGGGGAGUUCGAAGGAGGGGGGAUGUAUGAUGUGA